This is a messenger RNA of Rodentolepis nana, 639 nucleotides long. NCBI's taxonomy places the organism in Eukaryota, Metazoa, Platyhelminthes, Cestoda, Cyclophyllidea, Hymenolepididae. The record is from the annotation of a GenBank genome assembly.
AUGUUUGCACUUGAUCUGAGCAUAAACGGAAGAAGGGAUAAGGAAGAAUCUUUAAAAGAGACUUCCAAUUCGAAACCAGAUUCUUAUAAGGCAUCUUCUCCUCCAUCGGCGCAUACGUUUCAUCUUCCCUCUCCAGCUUUGUCUCUUCUCAACUGCUACUACCAAUCUUGGUUAUUGAGUGCUCUUCCACUCGGUAGCCCUUCAAGUAGCUGCAAAUCUAUCGAUUCUUACGAAAGUUCGAUCAAUAAUGCUAUUGAUUUAGUCAUUAGAAAAUCAAAGAAGUCUAGCGUAUCGCCGACUACCUCCCAGUCGUUAACCUCCUUACCACCUCUUCCGCCUUUGACUAACACCGCGAGUUCGAAGUCACGAUAUCAAUGUCCCCACUGCCAAAAAGUGUUUCCACGAUCCGCCAAUCUUAAUCGUCACCUUAGGACUCACACCGGUGAGCAGCCGUAUAGUUGCAGCAAAUGUCAUCGGAGGUUUAGCAUCUCCUCAAAUAUGCAGCGACAUGUGAGGAAUAUUCACCAGUUGGAAAGGCCUUUUGUCUGCUCCUUCUGUGGAAGAGCUUUCGCACAAAGAACCAAUUUGGAAAGACAUUUGCGACAUCAUGCUAAUGAAGUUAAGGUUAAGAGGCUGUGA